AUGGCUUCAGGAGAUGUUCAAUCAGAUGAAAGUCUUUAUCCAAUAGCUGUUUUAAUCGAUGAACUUCGUAACGAAGAUGUUCAAUUACGCCUGAAUAGCAUCAAAAAAUUAUCUACUAUUGGAUUAGCACUUGGCGUUGAAAGAACACGAUCUGAACUUAUUCCAUUUCUAACUGAUACAAUUUAUGAUGAAGAUGAAGUUCUGCUAGCUCUAGCUGAACAAUUAGGAACAUUUACGCAGUUGGUUGGUGGUGAAAGUCAUGUUCAUGUUUUAUUGCCACCAUUGGAAAGUUUAGCACAAGUUGAAGAAACCAUUGUACGUGAUAAAGCUGUGGAAUCACUUCGCAUAUUAGCACCACAACAUUCAACAACUGAUUUAGAAACAUAUUUUGUACCGACUGUUAAACGUUUAGCACAAGGUGAUUGGUUUACAUCGCGUACAUCAGCGUCAGGUCUUAUAUCUGUUUGUUAUGCACGUGUUUCAAAUCAUGUCAAAGGCGAAUUACGACAAUUAUUUAAAACUCUUUGUCAAGAUGAUACACCUAUGGUACGUCGUGCUGCUGCAUCGAAACUAGGUGAAUUUGCUAAAGUUGUUGAGCCAGAAUAUCUACGUCAAGAACUUGUAUCACUAUUUACUAAUCUGGCAAAUGAUGAACAGGAUAGUGUACGUUUAUUGGCUGUAGAAGCUGGUAUUGCGAUGGCUGGUUUAUUUCGACAUGAAGAUCUUGAACAACAAAUGAUGCAAACAUUACGAUCUGCAACUGAAGAUAAAUCAUGGCGUGUACGAUAUGUUGUUGCAGACAAACUUGUUGAGCUACAAAAAGCUGUUGGUCCAGAAAUAACAAAAAACGACUUAGUUCCAGCUUAUUGUUCACUAUUGAAAGAUCCCGAAGCUGAAGUACGAGCAGCAGCAGCAUCGAAAUUGAAAGAUUUUUGUCAUAGCUUACCAGCUGAUACACGCGAACAAAUAAUUAUGUUACAAAUUUUACCUUGUGUAAAAGAUAUGGUUGGUGAUAUGAAUCAACAUGUUAAAUCAGCGUUAGCUUCAGUUAUAAUGGGUCUUUCACCGCUACUUGGCAAGGAUAAUACACUAGAGCAUCUUUUACCAUUGUUUCUUAGUCAACUUAAAGAUGAUUAUCCAGAAGUUCGACUUAAUAUUAUUUCAAAUCUUGAUUGUAUAAACGAGGUUAUUGGAGUUCGUCAAUUAUCUCAAAGUCUUCUACCAGCUAUUGUUGAAUUAGCAAGUGAUGCUAAAUGGCGUGUACGUCUUGGUAUCAUUGAAUAUAUGCCAUUAUUAGCUGGUCAACUUGGUGCAGAGUUUUUUGAUGAAAAAUUAAGUAGCCUUUGCAUGAGUUGGCUUACAGAUCACGUCUUUGCAAUACGUGAAGCAGCCACAAAUAAUUUAAAGAAAUUAGUUGAAAAAUUUGGUCGUGAUUGGGCACAAAGUACGGUUAUACCAAAAGUUAUCCAACUAGCACGUGAUCAAAAUUAUUUAUAUAGAAUGACAUGCCUGUUUGCUAUUAAUGCACUUGGCGAACCAUGCGGUCAAGAAAUAAUUCAACGAAUGAUGUUACCAACUGUAAUAACACUUGCCAGUGAUCCUGUGGCUAAUGUCCGAUUUAAUGUUGCUAAAACAUUAAAUCAUAUAUAUCCAGUACUUGAUCAAAGUGCACUAGCUUUACAGGUUAAGCCAUGUUUGGAAAAAUUAAGUCAAGACGCUGACCAUGACGUUCAAUAUUUUGCAAAUGAAGCUCUCGAAAAAACACUAGAAGCACCCCUUUCUUCUAAUAAUCACAAAAAUGAACAUAAAGACGAUAUUACACUGGUGCUGAUGUCAUCAAAUUCUGUUGCAUUAGAUGAAUUGUCUGAAUUCCUCGACCCACAGGGUCGUCUUGAUAUCAAAUCACUCGCACUUCAGACAUUACUAUCCAUAACUGCAUCCACGGAAGGCCGUCAUUUAUUGAUAUCAUCAUCAAAUACUGACCCUAGUAAAGCAUUAUUACCACGCGUUAGCCGUCUAAUAUUUGAAGAUGGUCAAGAAUCUGUUCGUUUUGAUUCGCUACUUUUUCUGAUAAAUUUAACAAGUGACAAUGACAUGUCAAUACUAAAUAGCCAAAUACCAAUUACCAGUGAUUUUUGGAUACAACUCUUGAAACAUUGUAUUAGUGAUCGUCAAUAUGAACAUGCAGAUGCUGGCUGUAAACUUCUAUCCAAUAUAACAUCUCGUACGAUAACAAUUGAUCAAAUAAAUGAAUUCAUAAAUCAUCUCGAUACAAAUUAUCCAUCAUGGUUCGAUGAUCUUAUUCAAGCAUUUUCUACGAUCGAUUAUAAUUUAAAGAAAAAUAAUCUUGAUUAUUUAUCAGCACUACUCGUUAACUUAACACAGUCGAAAGUUAUUCGACAACGUCUAAGAGAUAAUGAACAUUUAAAACGUUUAUUUUGUUUUACGGAUCAAAAUCAUUCGAUAAUUCGACGAGGAAGUAUAGCUUGUAUACUGAAAAAUUGUUGUUUCGAUCAUGAAAGUCAUGAACAAUUAAUACAUCAAAAUUUUAGUGAUGAUGAAUUUAUUUGUUCAUUAAUUUUACCACUGGCUGGUCCAACAGCUGAUGAAUUAACCGAAAAAGAAAACGAAGAAUUACCAAUAGAUUUGCAAUAUUUACCGAGCAAUAAGCAACGUGAAACAGAUCGAGAUAUUCAGCAAAUUCUUCUUGAAGCAAUUCUUCUUCUGUGUGCAACAAAAGCUGUUCGUGAAUAUCUUCGUUCAAAGAAUAUCUAUUAUGUUCUACGAGAAUAUCAUCAACAAACAAAUUUAGAUUUUUCUUGUGGUCGUACAUGUGAACGAAUUAUUCAAAUAUUAAUUGGUGAUGAAGAUCAUACUCUUGAAACCGAUAACUUCCUGGAAUUGAGUGUUCCUGAUCAUCUAAGAGAAAAAUUUCAAGAUAUCGAUCGCAAAGAAGAAGAAGAAAAUAAAAUCAAUGAAUGA
Molecule: messenger RNA, 2982 nt
Organism: Rotaria socialis
Lineage: Eukaryota; Metazoa; Rotifera; Eurotatoria; Philodinida; Philodinidae
Source: the annotation of a GenBank genome assembly